This is a messenger RNA of Ostrea edulis (European flat oyster), 1274 nucleotides long. RefSeq lists its product as uncharacterized. NCBI's taxonomy places the organism in Eukaryota, Metazoa, Mollusca, Bivalvia, Ostreida, Ostreidae. The transcript is spliced from 3 exons. The record is from RefSeq and is a predicted model, not a curated record. Gene Ontology annotation, molecular function: DNA binding. The coding region runs from base 434 to 1156 and encodes 240 amino acids. Gene Ontology annotation, biological process: DNA integration; DNA recombination.
GAAGUUCUGGGUCAUUUUUACUGUGACGCACGGAAACCGGAUGGAGAGAAGUAUAAAACAUCGUCCUUCGAGAACAUCAGACAUUCUCUAAACAUAUAUUUACGAUCUCCACCCUUUAACAUCAUUAAGGACCCGGAGUUUGCAGAUCCAAACCAAAACUUCAAAGCUGUGAUGGCGGAACUGAAAUGAGAGGAUCUUGGAACUGUUACCCACCAUGCUGUCAUUUCGGAGGCAGAUCGGGAAAAGCUGUACACAUCCAUUCAUCUUAGUCCAACGACACCGUGUGGUCUCCUGAAUAAAGAUCAGUUUGAUAUUCGGCUGUAUUUCUUCAGAAGAUGCUGUGAAAAUAUGCAUAUGAUACCAUGACAAAGCAGAUAUUUGUUGUAAAGCGAGAUCCAAAGUCGGACCAGAAGUUUGUGACUAAAGUAAAUGCAUGGACGAGAUGACGAAAAAUCAUAGGGAGAACGACAAAGAAAACAUACCUCCUAUUAUACCCGAGAUACCAGACUCUGCGUAUUGUCCAGUAUCAAGCUACGAACUCUACAUCAGUAAAUUGAAUCCUGGUCAACGGCUCUGGCAGCGCCCUCUGUCAACUUUCUCAGAAAAUGAUGAUGUUUGGUACGCAAAAGUACCUGUGGAACAAAAAGUACUUGGAGCAUUCAUGUCAGAACUGAGCAAAUCUUGCGAAUUAAGUCAAGUAUACACCAAUCACUCGAUACGAGCUACUGGGGUUACGGUUCUGUCGAAGGGGAUGUUUGGCCCUACUCAAAUUAUGGCAGUAACAGGCCACAAAUCUGUACAAUCCCUUAGUGUAUAUCAACGUGUUGAUGAGGAGGAAAAAAAUCAAAUGAGUAAAACCUUGAUUGAAUUAUUAGUGCUAACACUAAAACAUCAGCUGGCUCUACUUCCAUGUGAUAUAAGUCGCCCAGUCAUACAGUCGUGUUCAUCCCUGAAACAGUUACCAGUAGCUACCACAAGUACAGCAGAUGAUUUAGUUGGUGUCGAUAUCGGUGCUCUCCUUGACAAUUUUGGAAGCACAUAUAUGUCCAACACAACCACCAUGCAAACAAGCCAAACAAAUCCAACCAUUUUCAACAACUGUACCUUUACAAUAAUUUUUUUAAGAUUUAAAAAAAAACCCACCUGGUUACCAUAGUAACAAUGUGAUCAGUGGUUCCUACACAGGUCAUUCUCUUGUUUACCAUGUUAUUGUUACUAUUUUCAAAUACUUUUACACUUGUUGACAUUGUUGAAUUUUCUCAUCAAAAAUAUUA